AUGGAGACCCUGUUUGGGCUCUUCGAGGCAGCCGGCUGGGUCAAUGAGGUGUUGUCACGAACGGAGGAGAAGCACCAAGAGCUGGAGAGCCUGUCGGUGAACGUCCAGAGCGUGUCUCAAUCGAUGUAUACAUGGUCUCAGAGCGUUCCGGAGGAGGACCGGAAUGCAGUGUUCAACUCCAAUCAGGUCUUUCCGCACCUCGCGAAGGUGUUGAACCAAGCCAAGGAGGUCCUCGCAAGGAACCAGCAGCCGACCUCGCCUGAGAAUGCGGCGCUGGAGGACGCCAAGCGAGCCAACGGCGGCUUUCGGGGCAUCCUCAGCGAGAAGAUGAAGCAGGGCUCGAGGACCCUACAAGAAGGUCUGGAGGCCUUCAGCAGCAAGUUGGGUACUGUGGGUGGCCUCCUCCGUCUUCCCGAGGAUGAGCUGAGCAAAGUCAAGGAGGCAAACGAGACCAUUAGCAGGUUGUUGCCGACGCUGACGCUGGCGAUACAAGCCAAUGCGGUCCGAGGAUCCAAGCGAGGCGCCGAUACACCUCUCUCCGAUGAGCCGCCGGCGCAGCGGCCGCGCAUCGACAAUGGAAAGGAUUCCGCGGAAGCGGUCACGAGGAGCGAGUCGGGCAGCACUCAGCAGCCUUCCGUUGCCGAGGUCGAGAGGCGGCCGCUUCUGAACCUUUACCUCGUCUCCGACGCACCCUUCGCCGAGGGCCGCGACCAGGGAAUGCUGACGACGCUGGACCUGAAGCCCCCUUCCGCCAACCAGAGUACCACCUCUCUGGAGAGCGCGGACACGUCGAUAGGGGACGAUGCCGGACAUGUGAGGUUGACCCUGGGUCGUGCAGACCUCCAAAAGCGAGUGAUGCUGCAAUUUCCCCCCACAGGGAAGACGAAGGUCAGAUCGGUAAGCCAGUUCGUGAGCCGGGAGUUUCUCCUCUUGGAAGUGCCUGACACAUCUUCACUUGCACCUACGCAGGGCAGCAUGGAGAUGGCCACUCUGGUCUGGGGCUGCUGGAACGAGAGCCAGCAGGAUCCGGACGAGAAGCCUGCUUUGGCGUUUGUCAGUGGCAUCAAGUCCGGCUACCACCUUCGAAGAGCCGGGGAAACCAGGUGGGACUGGAUCCCCAAGGACGAGAAGGCAAGCAUCGAAGAGGGGGACACCAUCGCGAUGCUGCUGGAGUCACCUCCGGGCUCGGAAGCCCCAGCUAAGCAGCAGUCUCUGAACGCAGAGGAGGCGCGGUGCAUCCUGGGCUGCGAGCUCCGCCGUCCGGAGAACUGA
Molecule: messenger RNA, 1272 nt
Organism: Symbiodinium natans
Lineage: Eukaryota; Dinophyceae; Suessiales; Symbiodiniaceae
Source: the annotation of a GenBank genome assembly